Molecule: messenger RNA, 2280 nt
Organism: Rhizopus microsporus ATCC 52813
Lineage: Eukaryota; Fungi; Mucoromycota; Mucoromycetes; Mucorales; Rhizopodaceae
Exons: 6
Coding region: 217-2094 (625 amino acids)
Biological process (GO): regulation of DNA-templated transcription
Molecular function (GO): sequence-specific DNA binding; DNA-binding transcription factor activity
Source: RefSeq, a predicted model, not a curated record
UUCCUCACUUUUUUUUUUUUUCAUUUUCCCUAUCUUUGCCUUCUUGGAAAAAUUCUGUAUUCUUCCUUUUAUUUACUCCAAGGUGCAAUCAUACUUUUAAGCCCUUUUAUACAUAUUUACACACACAAGUAUAUAUAAUUUAUCACACCAGUAUUUAUUAUUCAUUUUUAACACUUAUCACAUACAAAAAAGUCAACGUAUUUCCUUUUUUAUAAAAUGAAAAAACCCCAACCACAACCAAUACAAAAAUUAAGGCCCAAUGAACAGCCUUUGACAAGAAAACGAUCCCACUCAGCUUCUUCAUCCGCAUCCUCUGACUCACCCGGUGCCUUUUCAAAUACAUUUUCAGAUUCUGGUUCAUCAUCCAUGACAUCAAAUGCAAGCAAUCAUAUGAAAAGAACACGCUCAGUUCAUAAUGUGGAUCCAUCCUCUUCCGGAGACAGCAGUAAUACAUCGUCAUCAUCCUCAGCACCUCAAACCGGCCGUAACUCCUCUUCUUCGAAUAACCAACGUUUAACGGCUCAGCGAAGUGUCCCAGCCUUCUUGAAUAAGCUAUACAAUAUGGUGAGCGAUGCAUCAACGGAUAGCCUCAUUCGAUGGUCUACGGAUGGUAACUCGUUUAUAGUGGAGCGACACGAGGAGUUUGCAAAAAAGGUAUUACCAAGAUUUUACAAGCACAAUACAUUUGCGUCCUUUGUUCGACAGCUCAAUAUGUAUGAUUUUCAUAAAAUACCCCACCUCCAACAGGGCGUAUUAAUAUCAGACAGUAACAGCCACGAAAUAUGGGAAUUCAGUAAUCCACACUUUCAAAGAGGUAGACCUGAUUUACUCAUACUUGUGACCAGAAAGAAAAAUAAAGAUCGAGAUAACAUGGACGGAGAUGCGCCUAGUGUAGCCUCUCUUGCUGAUGAUCUCGCCUUGAUCAAAAAACAUCAAGAGACAAUUGGAAAUCAAUUAAAAGAACUCCAUAGAGAUAAUGAAAUACUAUGGCAAGAGACAUUGAAUUCAAGAGAAAAGUAUCAUCGACAUCAAGAAGCGAUUGAAAAGAUAUUGUUGUUCCUAACAGCCGUAUUCACCAAUAAUGAUCAACUGGCUCUUCCGAUGGGAUCAAAUGGUACAGAUGUGCUCCUAAAAGGGUUAAUCGAGGAAGCCGCAUCCUUAGCAGGCAUAACGAUUGACCAAGACAAAUUGUACUCCAUCAAUCAAAGCGAUCAGCUUCCUCAACAGAUCAAACCUAAUAUUGACUUUACCCCUACCGUAGCUCCUUCUUCUAUUGAAGAACUAAAGCCGCCUUCCUUGGCCGAUUUCUCGCAGACACUCAAUACUGCCACACGAUCUGCUCAAUCCAUUACGCAGGAUAUUAGUAUGCUUCAGAUGAACAUAGAAUCAUUGGCAAACAACUUGGGAAUUGACCCUAAUCAGUUUGAUGAAGAUAUGGAGACAGAUCAAAUGCCUGCUAAUUACGCUUGGAAUCCAGAGAGCUACGACAUAGCAAACGAUAGUAUCAUCAUUCAAAAAGAACCAGAAGAAAUAAUAACACCGCCUGGCAUGGCCGCCGCCAUCCCACCAAAAUUUAAUCUUCAAUUUCCAGGCGCAGGACAUCCAGAGGAACAACAAAGAAACAAAUCAUCUCAACAAAUAUUCCAAACACAAGCUAGCAAAUCGCAGUUGAAGCCUCAAGAAAAGUAUAUUCCACAAAGAACAGCAUAUCCUAUCUCAGCCGACAAUCAUACGUCAUCUGUUACCGAUAUAAAGUCUAUGAACAUUGGUUACCAGCAAUUCAUCUCCUCUAUGAAUGCCUUAAACUCGCACUAUUCAAAUACAAAUGAUAUUCCUGGUUAUAUCUCAGCUCCUACUACGUCAGCUGCGGGUACGAGUACUGGAGUUUCUCCUGUUACGAAUGAUCCUCAUCGAACGGUUAAUACAAGAUAUUUUGCAAAUGAUGUAAAUACAAUCGAUCAGCAAACGAUUACACCAGUACAGCCACAACCACAGCAUCAACAGCCUCGACAGCUUGAUACUUAUGGAUUUGUUAAUUUACAAAAUAAUUAUGCUUCAAACAUACCUGAACAACCCUUUUAUAAUAAAAGGUAAAACACAUCCACUUAUUUCACACCUCUUUAUACAAAUUAUAUUUCUCCCCUCUUUUUUUAUCAAUGUAUUAAACCGGAAAAAGAAAUGCAUAUAUAAUAAUACACACAAACACACACUCACGCAUAUAUACACUGCAAUAUAUAUAUAUACCCUUAUUAUGACUACUUUUUUCUCUUUCUUAUUUUU